Scedosporium apiospermum is the source of this 1281-nucleotide messenger RNA. Its product is annotated as Cysteine transaminase. The transcript has 4 exons. Gene Ontology annotation, biological process: biosynthetic process; L-aspartate catabolic process. The record is from RefSeq and is a predicted model, not a curated record. The coding region runs from base 1 to 1281 and encodes 426 amino acids. NCBI's taxonomy places the organism in Eukaryota, Fungi, Ascomycota, Sordariomycetes, Microascales, Microascaceae. Gene Ontology annotation, cellular component: mitochondrion. Gene Ontology annotation, molecular function: pyridoxal phosphate binding; L-aspartate:2-oxoglutarate transaminase activity.
AUGUUGCCUGCUAUUCGAAUCAUUGGUGGUAGGCGAUUCGCCGUCAAGGGAGCUUCUGCUCUCAACGCGACCGUUGUCCGAUCUGCCUCUACCUGGGCCAAUGUUCCCCAGGGCCCUCCUGCUAUUCUUGGUAUCACCGAAGCUUUCAAAGCCGACACUUUCGACAAGAAGAUCAACCUCGGUGUUGGUGCCUACCGCGAUAACGCUGGCAAGCCCUACGUUCUUCCCUCCGUCCGCGCUGCUGAGGACAAGAUCGUCGCCGCCCGCCUGAACAAGGAGUAUGCUGGCAUCACCGGUCUUCCCGAGUUCACCAAGGCCGCCGCCGAGCUCGCCUACGGCAAGGACAGCUCCGCCCUCGACCGCCUCGCCAUCACCCAGUCCAUCUCUGGCACUGGUGCUCUCCGCAUCGGUGGCGCUUUCCUUGCCCGCUUCUACCCCGGCGCCAAGAACAUCUACAUCCCCACGCCUUCAUGGGCUAACCACGGUGCCGUCUUCACCGAUUCCGGCCUCAAGGUCGAGAAGUACAGGUACUACAACAAGGACACCAUUGGCCUCGACUUCGAGGGCAUGAUUGCCGACAUCAAGGCCGCCCCUAAGGGUAGCAUCUUCCUCUUCCACGCCUGUGCUCACAACCCCACUGGUGUUGAUCCCACCCAGGAGCAGUGGAAGGAGAUCUCCAAGGCUGUCGCUGACGCCGGCCACUUCUCCUUCUUCGACAUGGCCUACCAGGGCUUCGCCUCUGGCGACACCAACAAGGAUGCCUUCGCCGUCCGCCACUUCGUCGAGCAGGGCCACAACAUCUGCCUUGCCCAGUCUUUCGCCAAGAACAUGGGUCUUUACGGCGAGCGUGUUGGUGCCUUCUCCAUCGUGUGUGAGAACGCCGAGGAGAAGAAGCGCGUCGACUCGCAGAUCAAGAUUCUCGUCCGCCCCCUCUACUCCAACCCCCCCAUCCACGGUGCGCGCAUCGCCUCCGAGAUUCUCAACACUCCUGCCCUCUACACCCAGUGGCUCGGUGAGGUCAAGGAGAUGGCCGACCGCAUUAUCACCAUGCGCGCCCUCCUCAAGGACAACCUCGAGAAGCUCGGUUCCCAGCACGACUGGUCCCACAUCACCAGCCAGAUCGGCAUGUUUGCCUACACUGGUCUUACCCCCGAGCAGAUGGACGUUCUCGCCAAGGAGAGCUCCGUCUAUGCCACCCGUGAUGGCCGUAUCUCCGUCGCCGGUAUUACGACCGCCAACGUCGGCCGCCUCGCCGAGUCCAUCUUCAAGGUCAAGGGUUAA